Molecule: messenger RNA, 450 nt
Organism: Adineta ricciae
Lineage: Eukaryota; Metazoa; Rotifera; Eurotatoria; Adinetida; Adinetidae
Source: the annotation of a GenBank genome assembly
AUGUCAACUGAUGAACAAAUACCUGUUAUUGCUGAAGUAGAAAAUGCCAAGAAAUCGGAUGGUUCAAGCACAGCUAAUGAGCAUCAUAUAGACAAAGUCAAUGAUGACGAGCAAGUUCCACAAGUGGACGAAAAAUCAACAACAAACAAGGAAGAAGACGAAGAAGAUAAGAAAUCGGAAGCGACAGCUAGUGAGAGCGAAGAUAACAACAUCAAUGGAAAAGAAAAUAACAAUAAUAAUAAUAAACGCGAUAUUGAACAAGUCGACCAAGUCGAAGAUGAGAAGAAAAAUGGUCAAGCCGAAGAAGAUGAAGAAGCGGUUGUUUCAACUACAACAUCUAAUAAGAAAGUCAAAAUUAUUGAUCCAUUAACAACAGAAAAUGGUGGUGACACGGAUGAAUCGUCAUCGGCAAGUGCCAAAGUACCAAACGAAGAGCUUACCGUUGUUUAG